AUGGAGAGGCACAACUCCAACCUCAACAAUGGCAGCAAGGUUAAACUCUUGUGUAGUUAUGGCGGGAAGAUUCUGUCACGGCAGAAGGACCACCAACUUACCUACGUCGGCGGCGACACCAAAAUCCUCGCCGUCGAUCGCACCGCCAAAUUCUCCGAAAUCGCCGCCAAGCUCAAUUCCCUCUGCAACAGAAACGACAGUUCCGAGAUUUCCCUCAAAUACCAGUUGCCCGGCGAGGACCUGGACGCUCUGGUUUCCUUGAUCGACGACGAUGAUGUGGAGCACAUGAUGGUAGAGUACGAACGCAUGCAGAGGAUCUCCACCAAGCCCACCAGGCUCCGCAUCUUCAUCUUUGAUAUCUCUGGCCCACCCGUCCCGCCGAUGAAAUCGGGAGUCAAAGAGUCCGUUCCGGUUACGCCUCCGAACCCGGAUUACUUAUUCGGGUUUGACAAGGAGUAUCAGCCUAGCAUUGGGCCCCCGCUGGAUCUUUUGCAGAUCCCGGGUAUGGUCCUCCCGGAGAAUUAUGGGUUGGUUCCAUAUGAGGGAAAGACGGGAAUCACUGAAAGCCACGUAACUAGUGUAAGCGUGAACGGUGCCGCGGCAACCACGGCGGCGGCACAGGAGAUUUAUCGAGUUCCGGCAAUGGUAAACGGAGGAGUACAUCAGAGUGUGCUUUACGCAUAUGGAAUCGGGCCGGCGAUGGGUCGCGGCAACCUUGAACAGCCGGCAUACAAUAUUAUUCCGGUAAUGGCAUCUGUUCCGGAGCAGAGAAUGAUGAUCCCGGCGGGGAGUAGUCUGGAGGUGAAGGUUAAUCAACGUAAUUUUUGA
Sesamum indicum (sesame) is the source of this 828-nucleotide messenger RNA. RefSeq lists its product as uncharacterized. Lineage: Eukaryota; Viridiplantae; Streptophyta; Magnoliopsida; Lamiales; Pedaliaceae. Gene Ontology annotation, molecular function: protein binding. The record is from RefSeq and is a predicted model, not a curated record.